AUGCCAGUUGCUGACCGUGUGAAAGUGCUUAUGUGGAAGAAUGCUUAUCUACAUAAGAAGGGCAUAGACUAUUUCCGUCCGAUAGGAACACCACCGGGAAGCGUUCAUUCCAGUCGAGAAGCCCUCGAAUUCUUUUGGAUUCACACUUAUUCACACGUCUGUCACGAUGCAGCACCACUUAUGGGACUGGCCAUGAGCGGACCGGCGAUGAUGGCGGCACGGAUCAAAGGCCAUUUCUAG
Messenger RNA from Necator americanus (New World hookworm), 240 nucleotides. RefSeq lists its product as uncharacterized. NCBI's taxonomy places the organism in Eukaryota, Metazoa, Nematoda, Chromadorea, Rhabditida, Ancylostomatidae. The transcript has a single exon. Bases 1 to 240 code for a protein of 79 amino acids. The record is from RefSeq and is a predicted model, not a curated record.